Messenger RNA from Cydia splendana, 2126 nucleotides. RefSeq lists its product as uncharacterized. The coding region runs from base 47 to 1630 and encodes 527 amino acids. NCBI's taxonomy places the organism in Eukaryota, Metazoa, Arthropoda, Insecta, Lepidoptera, Tortricidae. The record is from RefSeq and is a predicted model, not a curated record. The transcript has 10 exons. Gene Ontology annotation, cellular component: membrane. Gene Ontology annotation, molecular function: phosphatidylinositol bisphosphate binding.
CGAAGAUGGUUCCAGAGUGAGUUUGUCAAAAGUAUAUAACACUAAAAUGCUGACCUCCGAUCUACUUAUACGAUUCGUCACGUAUGCAGUUAUAACCUGUGAAUACGCCAUGGCACAUGAUUAUCCAAAUGGAUUAGUAGCUAUUUUGGAUUAUCGAGAUGUUAACUUGAUAGAUCUACUGGCAUUUUCUACUCGCCAUUUUACUCUUCUCCAACAGUGUUUAACAAUAUUGAAGGAAGGGUACGGCAUGCGUCUUAAAGGCCUACACGUGUUAACAACAUCGAAGGCAACAGAUGCUCUAGUAACAUUUGCAAAGCAAUUGCUACCCGAAAAACUAGCUGGCAGGCUACACGUGCACAGAGACAUAGACACCCUGUACAACUUUGUUCCUAAGGAAAUCUUGCCUUCUGAUUUAGGCGGCGAUGCAACAAGCUUAAGUGAAUUGCAAGAAACCUUCAUUAAUGAACUGUUCUCAAAAGAGCACAAAGAAUGGAUGGAAGAAGGUAAUCGUGCAACGAUCAACCUAUCCAAGAAGCCGAAAGAUUACUUCAGUGAUGACUACAUCAGCAUUUCCGGGUCCUUUAGAACUUUAACUGUAGAUAAUUUUCUUUGUCGCCACUCGACGUGUGACGAAUCGAAUCAAGAAAACGAAUUUUUUUAUUCGUGCACUAUGGAAAUAAAAGUUAUUGAAAAAUUGCCUACCGAUGGAUAUUUAAAAUUUAACCAAGAUCAACUUAAUAUUGUGAGAAAAAUAUGUAAUAUGGAGGACCCUGGAAGGAUGAAACAAGGUGCAGAAAUAUUGAGAGAUUGGUUGCAGAAGCAAGAAUACUUCAACAAGAAGGAUUACUCUGAUACCUUUUACGAACAAAUGUUGGUGUUCACCAAAGGAUCCGUGGAGCGCGCAAAAUCACGCUACGAGAAGCAUUGCACUUUAAAAACAAUUUGGCCGCAAUAUUUCAUCCCUACUGAUGUCAAUUCAUUCAGAAAAGAUUUUCAAUUAUAUCAAAGCGUACUUCUACCCGACGUGACCGAAGAGGGUUGUAGAGUGAGUUUAUCCAGAUUCAGUGAUGAUGUCACACUGACUGCCGACCUAUUUACACGCUUCACCAAAUUUAUUGUUAGUAUAUGUGAAUAUGCCAUUGCGCAUGACUACCCAAAUGGAUUUGUAAUUAUUUUGGAUCACCGGUCCAUUAAUUUAUUAGAAUUAAUAGCAUUUUGUACUCGGCAUUUUACUUUACUUCAGCACUGUAUAACAAUCAUAUUGGAAGGCUACGGUAUGCGAGUAAAGGCUAUCCACGUGGUAACUCCAUCAAAAGCGGCGGACGCCUUAGUAACGUUUUUGAAACCACUGCUUACCGCAAAAGUGGCUAGUCGCAUACACGUACACAGAGACGUGGAAACCUUAUUUGCCCAUGUCGCUAAAAAAAUGUUGCCUGUUGAAUUGGGUGGGGAAGCGCCAUCUUUGAUUGAAAUGCAAGAAAAUUUUCUUCAGGCGCUUUGUACAAAGGAGCACGAAGAAUGGAUGAAAGAAGCUCAACGCGCCACUAUCAACGAGUCUAAGAAGUCGCAAGACUUCAACAAUGACUCCAUCGGCAUGCCAGGAUCGUUCAGAAGUUUGAACGUUGAUUAAUCAAAUUACCCGCUCAUUGAUAAAACUUUACGGGCCUGAUUUAGUUAAAUUAUUUAUUAAUAUUUUUCUUACAAAUAUAUAAGUCAAAAUGACAGAUAAAGACAAACGAUUCAUAGCUAGUUCAGGCCAGUAACGCGUUUAUGAAUAACGCCAUUAGUCAUUAGAGUUAGACCAAGAAAAAUCUGCAGCGAUUUUGAUAGACCACGCAGUGCAAGUGUUAUUUAUAAGUCAUAAUUUCAUAGAAGUUUGACGUUUAAAACAAUACUGUAAUGAUUGUCAGAUUAUCAUUAGUCAUAAUUCUGAAACCGUUAACUUUUCAGGAUUUUCGUAAGGUUAUCCUAAAGGUAGGUUAGGUUAGGGUUGUUUUAUGGCAAUCCUGAAAAGUUACGCGUUUCUGAGAAAAACCCAAAUUAUGACUAACGAAAAUGUGGACAAACAUAUAUUUAUGACUUAAAACUUUAUGGGAAACAAUAGAGACCCAUUGGGAAUAAUAUUA